UAUUCAAUAUUGCAGAAUAUUGUACCAAGAUUACAAAUAUUUAGAAAUUGUUCGUAGAUCUUAUAGUCAUUAGGUCUACGGACAUUGUGAUUGAGGUUACAUAUGAUUUGAAGUUUUUCAAAUAAAUACAUAAAUUAAAUAAUUUAGAAUCUGCAAGAAAAUGUUAUUUGGAGAAAUUGUCGAACCCUCAACUAGGGCAUUAAUAGAUGAGGAUGAUUAUCCGGAAUAUGUACCCCCUACGAUUAAAUGGACUGGAGACGAAAAAACAUUUUCAGAUGCAGAAAUUCUGAUAUUUAUAGAAACUAAAAGAAUACAAGACAUAUUCAAAAAAUUCAUAUUACAAGAUUUGAAACCUAUAUGUUCACUUAACAACAAUGUCUUAAUUUAUAAAAAAGGCAAAAAUUUUAUUAUUUCAUACACCGAAUCAUAUGAUAACAAAGAUGAGUUGACAACAGGAGAGAUAGUGGUAGUGUUAGAAAAUCACCUUAUGAGAGCAAAGGAAAUUUACACAAUAACUUCAUCCUCAUUGUAUUCUUAUCAGGGUGACUUAAAUAGAGACGAAGUGGAGUGCCUGUUCAAGUCCAUAUGCACGAAAAAUUCCAAAAAUUUUGAUUGUGACAGAUUAAGUUCUCCUAAUUUCAUUACAGGUUUAGGGGCUGACAUUUCGUCUUACUGUGUUUAUAAAAGAAUGCAAUGUUCAUCCUUCAUUCUUUAUCAUAAAAAUACAGAUAUAGACACUAUGAGCUCAAGUCCUGUUUUAGAAUUGACAAAAAAAUUAACACUAUCACCAAGUCAUCAUCGUUCAAAAAUGACGGUACCGUUAAGUAAUCUUUACAUGUGAAAUAAACUUUUGUAAAAUCAA
This is a messenger RNA of Harmonia axyridis, 862 nucleotides long. RefSeq lists its product as uncharacterized. The transcript is spliced from 3 exons. The record is from RefSeq and is a predicted model, not a curated record. Bases 161 to 841 code for a protein of 226 amino acids. Gene Ontology annotation, cellular component: endoplasmic reticulum. Lineage: Eukaryota; Metazoa; Arthropoda; Insecta; Coleoptera; Coccinellidae. Gene Ontology annotation, biological process: proteasome core complex assembly. Gene Ontology annotation, molecular function: proteasome binding.